GUUUGCGGAAGCAGAGCGAGUUACUCUGUGGUUUAGGACUAAAAUGAAAGUAAAGUGUUUUUAUGAAUUUCGCUGCGAUCACUGAGAUUAAUCCCGACUGUUGUGGAGGACUCGAUAAAGUGGACUUUAGCAAGGCAGACAUGUCUGUGUUGUAUGAAGUAAUGAAGCACAUUGAUCUGACCGAGCCCAGCUUCUGCAUGGCUGUCAUCACCAUCAUCUUCAAUCCGCUCUUCUGGAAUGUGGUUGCCAGAUGGGAACAUAGAACACGAGGUCUGACACGCAUGUUUAAAAGCCCAUAUGUGGCCUGCUACUGCCUGGGUGCUGUCAUUCUGCUUCUCAAUGUUUACCGCAGUCACAGUAUUACAGUAGCAAUGGAGGGCCAAUCUAAGAUGGAGCUGCUGGACAGAGUGCAGGUGUAUUACAUGGGCACAGCACUCAUGCUAGUCGGCUCACUGUUCGUUAUCAGUAGCUUCCUGGCUCUGGGAUUCACUGGGACGUUCCUCGGAGAUUACUUUGGAAUCCUGAUGGAGCAGAAGGUGAUUGGCUUCCCCUUUAACGUCAUGGAUAACCCAAUGUACUGGGGAAGCACUGCCAACUACCUAGGCCUUGCCUUAAUGAACGCCAGUCCUGUAGGAGUUCUCCUCAGCACAGUGGUGGCUUUGUGCUACAGAGUGGCCAUCGCAUAUGAGGGACCAUUCACGGAGAAAAUCUAUCAGCAAAGGAGCCUGAGCUGCAAACACAAAUAAUUCUUGAGUGUGUUUGCCGGAGGAUCACAGUGGAGCCCCAGACUCUCCAGACUCCACCCUAAAUGUAUCUGUUCAUGAAAAAGUGGCAAUGAGGAUGAACUCCAUUUCCAAAUGUCACCAUUUGCUUAUUUCUAGGUUUAAAGCAGCUGCGCUUUUUUCAAAAGCAAACCUUUGAUAGUCUUCUACAAGUUGUAUCAGAGGGCAAACAUAACCCAUAAUGAUGAUGAGAACCUUAUAUUAUUAUUUGUACUCACAUUGUUUUAAUUAUGCUUAUUGCUAUUACUUAGCUAAAUUGUAUAUCUUUUGCAACCCUGAUAAAUUUAUUUAGGACAAUCCGCUAAAGGUAGAAAGUAGUUGAGCAGGUUCAGCAAACGUUUACAAUACAGUAUUUGUUUAUUAAUCAGUACUGUAAGUUGUUUGGUGUAAAUAAAAACACAGUUUGCCCAUUGCAAACUGCUAAUAAAAUGUG
Ictalurus punctatus (channel catfish) is the source of this 1215-nucleotide messenger RNA. It is a transcript of the gene pemt, whose product is annotated as phosphatidylethanolamine N-methyltransferase. The record is from RefSeq and is marked provisional. Gene Ontology annotation, biological process: phosphatidylcholine biosynthetic process. Lineage: Eukaryota; Metazoa; Chordata; Actinopteri; Siluriformes; Ictaluridae. Gene Ontology annotation, molecular function: phosphatidylethanolamine N-methyltransferase activity.